AUGUCGAACUUCGACAACACACACAGCGUGUAUAACACGCGUGUCAAGAGACUCGGCAACUUCGUCACGUCGUCAGCUCCGUUCGGCAUGUGGACGUAUCCAGACCCACUCGAUGGUCCCUCAAUCGCGCCUUGCUACGGACCAUACGGAGAGGCUGCUCCUCCUGUCUUUCUCCGCGAGGCUGUUUCUUUAUUGCCUGCUGCCAACAUAAUCAAGAGCGACAUUCUCAGACGAUGGGAGCGUGGUACCAAAUCCGGCAAGAGGAGAAAGUCAAAGCUGAACAAGGGUGGUAACUUGGACGUUCAAGAAUACGCGAGCAGCGACAGCAGCACCACUGGCGGCAGCGGUAGUGGAUCCAACAGUAACGCAUCAUCAGCUGCCACAACACCUACCGAAAUGUCUCCCCAGAAUUCGCAAGCCACGCACGACUCGCAGCAUGACCUGGGUCUCGUCGUCGCCCAGACCCACCAGAUGUACCCCUCGAGGGGCUACAAGAAUCUCAGACUCCUAACUUUGAACCGCGAGACGUUCGCUGCUGCUGCUGCCAACGACCACCUCCCACGUCCUCCUCGUGCUCCGGGAACCGCACAAGCAGCCAUCGCCGAGCAGAGAAAGAGAAGCCACGACCGCAUCGAAUCUGAGGAAGUCAUGCAGUCGCGCAAGUCAUACAGAAGAGAGUGA
Molecule: messenger RNA, 681 nt
Organism: Aureobasidium pullulans EXF-150
Lineage: Eukaryota; Fungi; Ascomycota; Dothideomycetes; Dothideales; Saccotheciaceae
Exons: 3
Coding region: 1-681 (226 amino acids)
Source: RefSeq, a predicted model, not a curated record